CGAAGGAGAGGGGUGAGGAUACAAUAAUAGAAACAAAUAUGGCGAACCCAAUACAACGAAGUGUGAAUUUUGUCAAGACAAUCUUUCGGAAGCAGACAGUGAUAUUAUUUUCGGAAAGUUAUCUACAAAAAUUUAAACCUUCAAAAAAUGUCGUGAAAUUAUUUUUGUUUGGUUCUGCUAGCUGUGUGUCAUGCUUGGUCGCACUUCGGUUGUCGAAAUCAUUGACUAUCCCGACUGUUUAUGCAGCGAAAUCAUCAAGUUCAAGCAAUAAUGAGGAAGAAGCCAGCUCCAAAAUUGAAGUCUCCUCUUACAGAGAGAUGCGCUUUCGCCAAUUCGCAUCCAUUGAGUAUGAUGGAAAUAUCUAUAUGACACCGCAGGACUUUCUGGAAUCCCUGACAGAGGAGUCUCCUAGAGCCCGCAUUGGACGCACUAUACUGACCAAAUCGGAUGUGGACAGUUUAUUGAAGAACACUCCGGCCUUGUCUAAGGGGAGCGGCAAACUGUUUCGUAAGCUGCAUGAUAAAGGUAUCAUCUCGUACACAGAGUAUUUGUUCCUGUUGUGCGUCCUAACAAUGAGUUCUCAAACUGGUCCAGUAGAUAAACACCCAAAGAAUGAGCCUCACUCUGGUUUUCGUAUUGCCUUCAACAUGUUUGAUACUGAUGGGAAUCAAAUAGUGGACAAGAAAGAGUUCCUUGUGCUGGAGAAUUUCUUCAUUCUUCCACCCAAUGAGAGGAAAUUUGUUCCACGGGACCGCAAGAAAAUGUUAUCUUUAGAGAAAGUUUUCAGUAAUGGUGGAUCCAAGCAACAGAAGGCUGCUGAAGAAGAGAACCAGGCAGAUGGACAGUCCAAAAAGAAAGCAGCUGGCAUACAGCAAUGGAUAUUGAUGAUGCAGAGUCAUGAGGUGGACAUUCCUGACACUACUCUGCUGGUACACUUCUUUGGUAAAAAUGGAAAGAAUGUACUACAGUAUAAAGACUUCCACAGAUUUAUGGAAAAUCUUCAAAGUGAAGUCAUUGAGCUGGAGUUUUUGGAAUUCUCUAAAGGCUUUAGCACAAUUUCAGAAGUGGCUUUUGCUAAAAUAUUACUCAGGUACACUAAUCUAGAGAGAGGGGAAGUUGAGGAUUGUCUUAAGAGAGUCAAGGAGAGAAUGCCUAAUGAAAAGGGUAUCAGUUUUGAUGAAUUCAAAAAGUUUUGUCAGUUCUUGAACAACUUGGAUGAUUUUGCUAUAGCCAUGAAGAUGUACACAUUUGCCCAGCAGCCUGUAUCACAAGAGGAGUUCAUGCGAGCCGUGAAAGUCUGUACUGGUUUCUCCCUGGAUCCUCACAUUGUUGCCACGCUGUUCAAUAUUUUUGACACUGACGGUGAUGGAAACUUGUCCCACAAAGAGUUCAUCUCACUUAUGAAGGACAGAUUGCACCGUGGUGCAAGAACUCACUUGAUGCACAGCCAGAACAAAUUUGAAGCUUUUAAAACAUGUGUCAAAAAUGAAAUGAGAACUUUCUAAUCGAAGUCUUGAAUUCUUCUCUGAAGGCACCAGCUUGUUCUAUGUGCUAACUCUGUGAUCCACAUAUUUUAGUGCCUAUAAUUUGUUCUGUUAAUAGCUAGAGAUCAUUCAAUAUGUUCAUAUUUCUUUUAAUUAAUGAAGUAUAUCUUGGUGGAACUCCAGACCUUUGGUUGUAUGAUGUUUGUUUUCAGUACUAUAUUGAUAGAUCCUUUAGUUUUGCUACUUUAAGUUAAAAAUGUGUGAAACAUUAUGAAUCUGUCCAAGAGUGAUGUAAAAUGUCUUAUUGUAUUGGCAUCCUUCAGUGGGUUAAUCUCAUAGAAAUAAGGUGAAAGCAUGGGCAUUAGCUAUGGUCAGAUCAAUGACCCCCCGCACUUUCUUGCUUACCUUGGUAUGAGUAAAACAAGAAAUGAAUUGGGUAUUUUUUGUAUUCCGACGCCAUAUAAUAUAUAAACAGUAUCAUAGUUCUGUAUAUAUUGGUUUCACAAUCUUUGUAUUUUCAUUUUUUAAUGUACAGUUUAAUUCACAAUAUCAGUCAGGAGUUGAUUGUGUUGUUGUUUCUACCCAGAAACCUUGAUUCAAUGAAAACUGUGAUUGUCUAUGUGUGUACUGUUUAACUUAUUAACUGCUGCUGUUUCUGUCUGUGAUUAGUAAAUGAGAGACUUUUUGAAAUGUGUGUUUCUUACAGUGUACCAUUUAUGUACAAGUACAGAGUGUUUACUUAGAUCUCAAUUGAAUGCAACUUUUGAAAUCUCCUAAUACAUUUUACAAUAACUAUCUUGAAACUUUCUUUAAUGUGAAACUAUAAAUACAAUAAAAAAUUUAAUAUAAAAACUUUA
Biomphalaria glabrata is the source of this 2341-nucleotide messenger RNA. RefSeq names its product calcium uptake protein 3, mitochondrial-like. Bases 39 to 1505 code for a protein of 488 amino acids. NCBI's taxonomy places the organism in Eukaryota, Metazoa, Mollusca, Gastropoda, Planorbidae. The transcript is spliced from 15 exons. Gene Ontology annotation, cellular component: uniplex complex. Gene Ontology annotation, biological process: calcium import into the mitochondrion; mitochondrial calcium ion homeostasis. The record is from RefSeq and is a predicted model, not a curated record. Gene Ontology annotation, molecular function: calcium ion binding.